AUGAGACGCGCCCAGGUCCGCCAAGCGCAACAGGCAUAUCGAUCUCGCCAACAAUCCCAACUCUCUUCACUGAAAGCUCGUGUAGAGCAACUGGAAGAUGCAUUUGAUCAUCUAAGCCAGACCAUGCAUGCAUUCGAUGAGCAAGUGAUCCGGAAUGGGUCGCAGUGGUCUCAACCUGAACUUUUCCGGACAGUCCAGUUGCUGCGGGAUGAUAUAGUAUCCCAUUUUAAGCUGGCUGAUAUUCAUUUUCAAGAACCUCAAAAGAGCCAAACUUCAAUACCACCGCAGGCUGUCGUUGGGCAACCCCACGCGCAGGUCGCGUCCGAGGUGCCAAUGGGCAGCUUAAAAGAUCACACUUUGGAGUCUGACUUUUGGAAAUUGUUUUUGGGCUCGUCCGCUGGCAUGAUUCCAUCGAAUAAUACCCAGAACCUGGAUAACCAACCAAAUGACUUGGCUUCCAUUCCUAUGACAGUAUCUAUUGCUGAAACGCACACCAUCCAAUACGCCACCACACCCUUCACUCAACGACUUUUCCGCGGUUGCGCUGAAAGUGGACAUCGAUUCCUGUCGAAUCUUUCAUAUAAAGAUGAAGAUAUGUGGGAGUUUGGACUACUGUUACAAAGAAUGCCGCGAGCAGAGAUCCGAGAUUAUUUCGCACGUGUCAUCAAACUGGAACCUUGUCAACCCAUCGUCGAUGCUCGAUUCCCAUAUGUCAGCCUCGGUGGUGCAGGAACACAUUUUUUACAGCCUUACAGUGACGAUUUUUCAGAUAGCUUUGGUCUCUUCCGAACAACAAAUGGCGUGUCUCAUGUUCCUGCAGAUGAAGACUGGUUUGACGUGCAUGAUGUUGAGAGAUACCUGCUCAACCAAGGAAUUGGCAUAGGCGAGUUUCCUUCGUCCGCCCUUACGAUAGGCUAUCCAUCUAGUCCAGCCGCCGGGAAUUCGAACUUAGAGCCUCCCCAAGGCGAAUUGUCCAACAGUAUGAUGAUGGUCGUCGACGAGUAUAAAUUGAUCAACAGACUGAGCCAGCUCCCAGUUGCUCUAGGCUGCGUGGCCGGCUUUCGCCGGUCUGAUAUCGAGAGGGUAGUAUCCCACAAUGUGAGGUGGGUCCCAGUUGGAGUGACUAGCUCUCCAGGGUAG
Molecule: messenger RNA, 1140 nt
Organism: Penicillium expansum
Lineage: Eukaryota; Fungi; Ascomycota; Eurotiomycetes; Eurotiales; Aspergillaceae
Product: bZIP transcription factor
Exons: 2
Coding region: 1-1140 (379 amino acids)
Biological process (GO): regulation of DNA-templated transcription
Molecular function (GO): DNA-binding transcription factor activity
Source: RefSeq, a predicted model, not a curated record